Molecule: messenger RNA, 1670 nt
Organism: Cottoperca gobio
Lineage: Eukaryota; Metazoa; Chordata; Actinopteri; Perciformes; Bovichtidae
Product: Nicalin-1-like
Exons: 15
Coding region: 27-1559 (510 amino acids)
Biological process (GO): regulation of signal transduction
Cellular component (GO): membrane
Source: RefSeq, a predicted model, not a curated record
AUCUUGCUGCUCGGAGUUGUGUCCUCAUGGUUGUUUGCACUUAUUGUUGCCGUGGAGCCAUCGUGGUGGCGGAGGCGCGAUCAGCGGACGAGCCGGUGCUGACCCGCCGCUGCGUCAUCAUGAAGGUGAUGGACUUCACCACAGAAAAAUACCUCGAGGCCCAGAGGCAAAAUGCUGCUGCCAUCCUGAUCCUGCUGCCCAAAAACAUCUCCGGUAUCCCCCAUGACACUGUACAGUCUUUCAUGGUGAGUGAGAGUGAGGCCUUGCUGAAGGAGACACUCAUGCCCGUGUACGUGGCGCCUGAGGAUGAGCAGCUGCUUUACAUGUAUGAGGAGGUCAAGCAAGCUGCAGCCACCCGGACCUCAUCUAUAUUUGUCAGAGUUGUUCGAAGUAUGGUGACAGCUACAGCCUUCCAGAUCUUAGUGAGCAACAAUGUCCCCAUUAAGGGCAUCACUGACAACACCAUCGCCACAUUGGAGGGAGUGCUUCCCGGAUCUGGGGAGGAUGCACCCACGAUUGUCAUCACUGCCCACUAUGAUUCCUACGGGCUGGCACCAUGGUUGUCGUAUGGAGCGGACUCUAAUGGCAGUGGGGUCACCAUCCUGCUGGAGUUGGCACGUCUCUUCCAGAAACUAUUUAGUAGCCCAAGCACCAGACCACCAUAUAAUUUAAUGUUCUCGUUAACCGGAGGAGGAAAGUACAAUUUCCUUGGCACAAAGAGAUGGAUUGAAGAGAAUCUGGACCAUGCUGAGUCCAGCCUGCUCCUCGACAAUGUAGCAUUUGUGCUGUGUUUGGAUACCCUGGCCAACAGUGAUGAACUGUACAUGCACGUGUCCCGCCCUCCUAAACCCGACACUCCCAUGCACUCUUUCUUUCAACAGCUGGAGGAGGUGGUGUCCUCCAGAUUUUCCUCGGUGAAGGUGGGAUUGGUCCAUAAGAAGAUCAAUCUUGUGGAGUCCACAGUAGCAUGGGAGCAUGAGCGCUACAGCCUGCGCAGGAUACCAAGUUUCACUUUGUCUCAUCUGGAAGACCCAAAAUCUGAGCUCCGUGGCUCCUUGCUAGACACCAUGUCACAAGUGGACUUCAGGAAAAUGAAGCGUAAUGGCCUAAUUGUCGCAGAGGCACUGGCACGUUAUAUGUACAAUCUCUCUGACAAGGGUUCACCAAAAGAUGUGCAGAUUUUCAAGGGCCAGUUGGACUUUCACGACGGUCGCAUGUCCAGUCUGAUGUCCUACCUGACGUCAGUCCCUCGGGCUAUCCAGCUGCUAGAUAAGGAGCCCGGCCACAUCCUGCUGGUUAACUCCCUGGAGCACGAGUUCAAGCGUUACCUGCAGCAAGUUCACAGACACGUCUUCCGACAGGACAAGAGGGACCCUGAUAUUACCUUUUUUGAUCAAAUGAGCCAACCAAUUGUGAUGUACAGAGUGAAGCCUGCAGCCUUUGAUCUCUUCCUCGGCGGCUGCAUUGCUGCUUACUUGGGGAUCGUUUACUACACCAUUCAGAAUUUUGGUUAUCUCUACACAAAGCUCAAAGCUGCACUGAAAUCCAAGCACGAGUAAAUAAGGCUGUGAGUCUAUGACAGGGGCUUUGAAGUCUGCAUCGCACAUGUGGCUUCACUGGCUGUGCAGAACAUGAAAGCAAUGCAGCAAGAAUCUUCUGAGACUGAUCAU